Annulohypoxylon truncatum is the source of this 670-nucleotide messenger RNA. RefSeq lists its product as uncharacterized. The coding region runs from base 248 to 517 and encodes 89 amino acids. The transcript has 2 exons. The record is from RefSeq and is a predicted model, not a curated record. Lineage: Eukaryota; Fungi; Ascomycota; Sordariomycetes; Xylariales; Hypoxylaceae.
CCCUGGAUGACAUCAAUUAUAGACUCUCCAUGACGUCAAGAUUACCGGACUAAAAGCUCCCAUCAAUUAUGUCAUGUCACACAUAGACACAAUGUACAUAUUAAAGCCUCGACAUCCAAAUCCUACACUUACAUUUCUUCCUUUUGAUACUACAGAAAAAUCUCACUUGAACGAAGAACACAAGUCACAAUUUGCCAACGACGCCCACAAACCAUACAUACCACACACAUACCAAUAAUCAUUAGAAAUGUCUCAGUCAAAAGCAGACCACGCAGAGGAGGUGAGAUCCAACCUGCCUCUUCCCGAGCAACCCCCCGUCGCCUCAGACUGGAACUCGGCCGACGCUCGAACUGUCAACGUCGGCUCUGGUGCCGUCCAGAGCGACAUUUCCACCGGCGCUGGUUCUACUUCGGGGCUACGCGAGCCCGCUAGCAAGAAGGAUGUCGACUUGAGUAGUGUAGGUCGUCAAGGCAAAGACAAUCUCGACGGUCCGCCUAAGGAUGCUAAGUCCAAUUAAGGGGCUUUCAUGAGGGUAUAUUAAGGGUAGCUUCCUGCGACAUGUAGGAAUUCUGAAGGGUUCUACAAUAGCAGAUUUACACCAGGGCCGGUUUAGUUACUAUCCCAGGGACGCACAGCUUACGCCCUACAAAUAAAUUACGUAUUACGAUGA